GCCCGCGGAGCCGGGCGCGGUGAGGGCAGGGCAGGGCGGGGCGGUCCCCGCCCGCCUCCCAGCCGACGGCUCCGCCCCGGAGACCCCUAAUCGGGCCCGGCGUGCCACCCCGGCCUGCGCCGGCCAGGUACUGCCGGGCGUCGGAGCAACUCUAGGCUGCGCCGCCGCCUCCUUCCUCACCCGGCCUGGGGCCUCAGGAAGUCUCCCGCGAAAGCGAAAGCGAAUCUCUCGGGUUGUGUGUUUCCGGGGCAUUCUGACGCUUCAGAAGGAAAGCGGCCAUGUCCUUGGACGACAUUAAGAUGAGCCCCAAGGACUUCCUGGAGCAGGCUGACCUGGACAGUGGGGGCUUCGGGAAGGUGUGUCUGUGUUUACACAGAUCCCACGGGCUGGUGAUCCUGAAGAAGGUGUACACGGGCCCCAAGCGCACCGAGUACAACGAGGCCCUCCUGGAGGAGGGCCGGAUGAUGCACCGGCUGCGGCACUGCCGCGUGGUCAAGCUGCUGGGCGUCAUCAUGGAGGAGGGCAGCUACUCGCUGGUGAUGGAGUACAUGGAGCAGGGCGACCUCAUGCGCGUGCUCAAGGCCCAGGUCAGCAUCCCCCUGUCCGUGAAAGGGAGGGUCAUUAUGGAGACCAUCGAAGGGAUGCGCUACCUGCAUGGAGAAGGGGUGAUACACAAGGACCUCAAGCCAGAAAACAUCCUCGUUGACAGUGACUUCCACAUCAAGAUAGCUGACCUCGGCGUCGCUUCCUUCAAGACGUGGAGCAAGCUGACGAAGGAGGAGCACAACGAGCAGAGGAAGGCGGGCGGCAGCGCCGGGAAGAGCGGUGGCACGCUGCACUACAUGGCCCCCGAGCACCUGAACGACGUCAACUCCAGGCCCUCUGAGAAGUCCGACGUGUUCAGCUUUGCCAUCGUGCUCUGGGCGAUCUUCGCCAACAAGGAGCCUUACGAGAACGCCAUCUGUGAGCAGCAGCUGAUACUGUGCAUCAAGUCUGGGAACAGGCCGGACGUGGAGGACAUCAUUGAGUUCUGCCCGCGGGAGGUCAUCGACCUCAUGAGGCAGUGCUGGGAGGUGAACCCGGACGACCGGCCCACGUUCGCGGGCAUUGAAGAAAAAUUUAGGCCUUUUUAUUCAAAUCAAUUGGAAAAUUAUGUAGAAGACGAUGUGAAGAGUUUAAAGAAAGAGUUUCCAAGCCAAAAUGAAAUUGUAAAGAGAAUGAAGUCUCUCCAAAUUGACUGUGUGGCAAUAGCUCCAAGCAGGUCAAAUUCAGCCACAGAACAGCCCAGUUCACUGCACAGCUCACAGGGCUUCGGGAUGGGUCCCGUGGAGGAGUCCUGGUUUGCUCCCGCCCCAGAUCACCAGCCGGAGGAGAAUGACUUCCUGCUAAACAGUAAACUCCAGGAGGAGGCCAACUACCACCUGUAUGGCAGCCGCAUGGACAGGCGUACAAAAGAGCAGCCCAGACCGAACAUGACUCACAGCAGUGAGGAGGAAAGGAGGCGCAGGGUCUCCCACGACCCUUUUGCACAGCAGAGACCUUAUGAGAAUGCUCAGAGCCCAGGGAUAAAAGGCUUCGCUUACCCUGGUGUGAUGAGUCACACCAGUGCAGCCCAGCAGCCAGCAGGGCUAAGCAGCCAACCCCAGUCACCAUACUGGAGAGAUGCAUCAUUUCCUCUACCUGGGCUUGGAGUGAGACCGCUGGACCUGGGGACCACGAGUUCACGAGUUUGGUAUGCGCCAAACCCAGGCCACAUGCCAAGCCUAUAUAAAACUCCGGUGCCUGAGACCAACCUCCUGGGGAACACACCCACCAUUCCAUUCACCUCUGUGCCAUCAAGAGAUGAGUCUGCGAAAUAUACCAUACACAACAGUUCUGGCAUUCAGAUUGGCGACAGCAAUUACAUGGAGAUUGGUGGAAUGAGUUCAUCAGUACUCGACAGCAUGUACAUGAACUUGAAAGAAGAGCCGGCUUCUAAGUACCAAGCCAUCUUCGAUACUACUACUAGUCUGACUGACAAACACCUGGACCCGGUCAGGGAGAAUCUGGGGAGACACUGGAAAAACUGCGCCCGUAAGCUGGGCUUCUCUGAAUCUCAGAUCGAUGAAAUUGACCACGACUACGAGCGAGAUGGACUGAAAGAAAAGGUUUACCAGAUGCUCCAAAAGUGGCUGAUGCGGGAAGGCAGCAAGGGGGCCACCGUGGGGAAGCUGGCCUUCGCGCUCUACCUGUGCUCGCGGAUAGACCUGGUCAACUGCUUGAUCCGUAUCAGCCAGAACUAAGCCCACAGGCGCUCCUGCGGCAGGGGCCACCUCCUCCCCUGGCGAGAGCCUGCUGCCUGCGGAGACUCGGACUUCUCUUCUCCCGGAUACAGGGGGUGCUGUGUCUGCGUCAAAGUCACUUCCUGCCUUUCACAGCUGGAGGAUGGAAAAGGGAAUCGCCAGCAAACCACCCACUGUGCAGGACGCAGGACCACCUAUUUGUGGCCAAGGCCCAACCCAAGAAGCCUAACUGGGCUUCGAAAAGGAGAGAAGAGAGAGUUGAGAAAGAUCAUUUUUUUCUUUCAUAUUAUCCCAUAAUCUUCAUGCUAUUCAUUCUGGUUUCUGGGAGUUUUGUUUGAGCAAGGAAAAAGAAAAAUUUGGAGACUAUAACCUAAAUCAGCUUUCUAAUUUUACACUGUCUUCUCCACAUAAGCGUCUGUUAUAACCAAAGUGAAAAAUAAAAGUUCUCAUCCAGUCGGAUAGCGGAAAACUGGAGGGGGAGAUGGUCCCCAGCUGCAGGAGGGGGUAGGGUGAUUCCUUUCCCAGAUGCAUCCCUUGUGACCACUGUUCUCUAAAUUCCAAACAGGUUAACUAAUCAGUGUCAGAGACAAAAA
Molecule: messenger RNA, 2875 nt
Organism: Budorcas taxicolor (takin)
Lineage: Eukaryota; Metazoa; Chordata; Mammalia; Artiodactyla; Bovidae
Gene: RIPK1
Product: receptor interacting serine/threonine kinase 1
Exons: 11
Coding region: 279-2282 (667 amino acids)
Biological process (GO): protein phosphorylation; signal transduction
Molecular function (GO): protein binding; JUN kinase kinase kinase activity; ATP binding
Source: RefSeq, a predicted model, not a curated record